AUGAAAAGCUUUUAUAACAUAGCUGUUACAGAAUAUAAAGCGUUAAUUAGCGCAUACCAAGGAAGCUAUUGUGUCCAUAUUAUAUCCUGCUUGCUAGCUAUGGGAACACUGUACUCUCUUAUGUCUACAUCAUUUCGGAAAAGUGCUGAAACUAGACACUUUUGCAUGGUCAUGUCUAACAUGGUUUAUUUGGUAGCACUUCGGUGCGGGAUGACUGGUUGCGGGCUUGCAUUUACACUGGGUGGUAUUGUUUCAGAGGUAGGCUUUCUUCUAGCUAAAUACUUUACCAAGCACAUGCAGAAGCUCUUUAUUGUCUCUGUCUGGUUUCUUUACACACUGUAUAUAUAUCUUCUUUUAACAAGAAAUAUUUCGACCAGUUUUCCGGUUUCCAUUAUUACUGCAGGAUUCGCUCUAUAUAUACACAUGAGAGUAUACGAAAUAUACCAGAUAACGCACUUCCUGUGUCAGUCUGUUCUAUUAACCACUUCUUUCACUGGAGUAGCCUAUUUGUUUAUGCAGGCACCCUCUUUAGAGUAUGUCCAGCAUGUCUCUACAAUAGCUAUAUGUGCAAUAUUUAUAUGCUUACUCAUGAGAAAGACACUCACUAGAUAUACAAAGGAAAUGCUUCUUAAAUAA
Molecule: messenger RNA, 636 nt
Organism: Nematocida ausubeli
Lineage: Eukaryota; Fungi; Microsporidia
Exons: 1
Coding region: 1-636 (211 amino acids)
Source: RefSeq, a predicted model, not a curated record